Molecule: messenger RNA, 2858 nt
Organism: Owenia fusiformis
Lineage: Eukaryota; Metazoa; Annelida; Polychaeta; Sabellida; Oweniidae
Source: the annotation of a GenBank genome assembly
ACAGGAUUACGCUAAAAAAAGGUCUUCUAUGUAAUAUUACUACGCACUUAUGAUCAUCAAUAUUUGAUCAAAAUGUAUGAUUACUGUAGGUUAAACAAAGUAUCCAAUCUAGUGUAUAAAUAUAUGCAAGGUUGUUUAAGAUGGUAAUAACAUACAAGUUCUCAAUAUGAUCAUUUAUAAUAAGAUUUAUAUUUUUAGCGGAGGUAUAAUUUAGAAGUGUGAUAGGUCUCUAAAAUGCCAAGUUGGCUUUUCAACUUUUGCUGAGGUUCAGACUUCUUCUGCCAAAUCAUGCUAGAUUUUGUUAUAUUUGCAAUUACCUUCGUGGUGCUGCUACUUGGAGCAGUCAUAUACUUGUACCCGGGUUCUGGCAAGUUCUCUACAACUAUCCCAGGAAUGGACCCUGCUGACCCAAGAGAUGGGAACCUGCCUGACAUUGCAAAGGCAGGAAGUUUGCAUGAGUUUCUGAGUCUACUGCAUGAGCGCUAUGGGAAGAUCGCUCAUUUCUGGAUGGGUCCAAGAUUAGUUGUUAGUAUUGCUUCUGCAGAGCUCUUCAAACAACAUGUGAAAGUAUUUGAUAGACCUCCUGAGUUGUUCCGAUUAUUUGAGCCCUUGAUUGGGUCCAGCAGCAUGCAGUAUGCUAAUGGGGCUGAUGGCAGAGCAAGACGAAAGCUCUAUGAUGCCAGCUAUGGACAUGGCAUUGUUAUGAAUAACUAUCUUGGUAUAUUUAAUAAGUUAGGGAAAGAAAUAUCUGCCAAGUGGAACACCAUGUUGGAUGAGCAGCAUAUUCCAUUAUGCCAGCACAUGUUUGCGUUUGCCAUCAAGUCAAUCACCAUUACAUCAUUUGGGGAGUUCUUUCAGAAUGAUGAGCAGGUUUUGGAAUUUAGGAAGGCGUAUGACACGUGUUGGCAUGAGAUGGAGCGAAGGCUUGCUGGAGCAGAUCCUAAACCAGAUAGUUUGGAAGAGAAACGUUUUAACAAAGCUCUGAAUAUGAUGCAUUCAACAAUAAAAAAAAUGGUAAAGUUGCGUCGUGAUAAUCCACCCAAGUCUGAGGAUGAUCACAUAUUCCUUGAUAGCCUUCUAGAGGCAGGCACACCUGAAAGUCAAAUACUAAAUGAUAGUAUUACAUUCCUUGUCGGAGGGUUCCAUACUUCUGGUCUAUUUUUGACAUGGGUGUUUUACUUCCUGGCAUCACACCAAGAUGUCCAAACCAAGGCAUACACAGAAAUUCUCAAAGUCCUUGGUCCAAAUGGCAAAGUAACUGCAGAGAACAUUAAAGAGCUCACGUAUGGAAGGCAAGUUCUAGAUGAGACACUACGCUGCUCUGUGUUGGCACCAUGGGCUGCACGCUACCAGGAUAUGGAUGUGGAACUUGGUGGACAUACUAUUCCAGCUAAGACUCCAGUGAUCCAUGCUCUAGGUGUCAGCUUGCAGGAUGAAGAAACCUGGCCAGAGCCUAACAAGUUUGAUCCUGAUAGAUUCAGUCCUGAAAAUAGUAAAUCUCGACCUGACAUGGCCUUCCAACCAUUUGGGUUUGCAGGGAAGAGAAAAUGCCCAGGCUACAGGUUUGCGUAUGUAGAGGUCCAAGUGUUAGUGGCUGAGAUUCUACGCAAAUUCCGUAUCAGAAUGGUUGAAGGCCAGGUUGUGACACCUGUAUAUGGACUUGUGACUCGCCCAGAGGAGGAAAUUUGGGUUACAGUGGAGAAACGUGGAAAUGAGGAGUGAAAUUGUUAGAUGCUUUCAAUGUGCUGAGAUAUUUCAGUGUAAUAAACAUAAUUAUCCACUAGUGCUUACAGUGUAUGUGGACUAGUAGUAUUUCCCAUGCCACAUUUUUAUUACUGGAUUUCAUAAUUUCAAUGGAUAGUAGACUUUUCAGUUUAUUUGAUAUUUGCCUUUUAAUGUGACCUCAACAUUACAAUGUUGAGCUUUAGGACCAUUAUCCUUAUACAUUCAUUCUAAAUAUAGCAUGCUAGCUUAUGACAUGAAGCUGAUUUCGAACCUUUCCUCGACAGGUAGUCAUGCACCCCUCCUCCAUAAGUUUGGCAAAUUUUAAAUUAGUCUUUCAAUUCCAAUAGAUCAGAUAUUCAUCAAAGAUGAGUUUGUUGAAAUCGCCAAACAUAAACAGACUUGAACAUACGGUCAAAAUGUGAACUUCUAGUUUCCAACCUUUUGAAGUGAAGUGUAUGAUUGGCACAUAUAGGACUACAUUGUAUAUGUUCAGAGGCAUACACACAUAUAAAAAAACAUUGAAUACAUAGAAUGGACUACAGAAUUACCAGGGAUAAGGGAUUUGUACGAGUACAAAUCAUUUAGAAAUGUAUAUCAGAUGAGUUUUGUCAAAUGUAUAGUACUAGCCUUUAUUUCACUAAUGGAUGGAUAAAAUCCUGAAAUUAUGGUGCAUUAAAAUAUUUCUUUUUUGCUUUGGUAAGGAUUUUUUGUAAAAUGGAAAUGCCGGAGAGAAGCUACUUACUCAAUUGUGCAAUAAUCAAGAUCUUAUCAAAAAUGCUAUAAAAUGGCAAAAAUAUAUCUAAUAUCAUUUAUUUCUAAUACCUGUAAUGUAAUAGUGUACAUAAUGUACAAUAUGAAUAUCAUUAUGAUAUACGGAUGUACUCUUAUUUUGAUAUAUAUUUCUAGCAUGGCACAGAUUCAGCUUUGAAAUGCAUUAGAAUGAGUAUACAUGUACAUAUUAACAUACAGCUGCAAGUACUUUAUUUUUUGUCAUGUACCAAUGAUGUGAAAGUUCUGCCAACCAAUAAAAGGCAACUCUACAAGCUCCUUUAUUAUCCCACCGAACAAAUUCGAGGGGGAUAUAGAGAAACCGUCCGGGCGAUAACUCCAAUACCGGUUGACAGAUUUGGUUC